AUGGCUUCAGUAUUCCAGGCAUUCCCGCAGCUGCGGAGUGCUGCACCUCGACUCUCGCGCCGCCUAUUCGUAUCCAGACCAUGCCUCAACUCGCCGAUUCGAUCUGCCGUCUCCGCUCCACGAUCUUCGUCCCGACCCUCUGUCUUGCAAUCGGUGAGAUGGAAAUCGACCCAGCCGUUGCGGAACAGCGCCACUAUUGAUGCGUCGAAUGCGGGGAGAGUCAUACUGGCGGAAGAGGUAGCCACGACUAAGGGAAAAUCGAGUACCUUCCCAAAUACCAGCUCCAAGAGCGUCGCAUACUGGCUGCUGGGUAGUGCUGCGAGCGUUUUUGGUAUAGUCGUCUUUGGAGGCUUGACUCGACUCACAGAGUCAGGGCUGAGCAUCACCGAAUGGCGUCCCGUCACUGGCUCACUAUGGCCAAUGAGCCAGGCCGAGUGGGAUAGCGAGUUUACAAAAUACAAAUCUUCGCCUGAGUUUGCACAACUCAACUCUGGUAUGGACAUGGCCGACUUCAAGCAAAUCUACUUUAUGGAAUGGGCUCAUCGACUAUGGGGUCGCGUCAUCGGUGUUACUUUCCUCCUGCCCACUGCUUACUUCAUCGCCCGUCGUAGAGUUGCACCGGCGGUCGCAUGGAAGCUCGUUGGUAUUUGCGGCAUGAUUGGCUUCCAGGGCGCCAUUGGCUGGUGGAUGGUCAAGAGCGGGCUCAAGGACGACCUCUUCGAACCCGGCAGCCACCCACGUGUCAGCCAGUAUCGAUUGACUGCUCAUCUUGGCACUGCUUUUGCUGUCUACUGCUCCAUGGUCCUCACUGGUCUCUCCAUCCUCAAAGAACACCGCAUGCUAGCGGACCCCGCCGAAGCUGCCGAAACUAUCAAAGCGCUGCAGCACCCCGCUCUCCGUGUCUUUAGAGGCUCUGUCGUUGGUCUUACUCUCCUUGUCUUCACCACUGCCCUCUCUGGUGCCCUUGUCGCCGGUCUCGAUGCUGGUCUGAUCUACAACGAAUUCCCAUGGAUGGGCCUUGGACUAGCACCGCCCAAGAAGGAGCUGUUGGACCCCUUCUACAGCCACGUCCCUGAUCAGUCAGAUCUAGUUUGGCGCAACAUGCUUGAGAACCCUUCUUUCGUUCAGCUCGACCACCGCAUCCUCGCCACCACCACGUUCACUGCCAUCAUGUCUCUCUUUGCCUACACCCGCUUUGCCAAAGGCGUGCGCGCAAAACUACCAAAGGAAGCUAACAAAGGCGUCCAGGGUAUGGUCCAUUUGGUAACUCUACAGGUCACCCUCGGUAUCAGCACACUCAUCUACAUGGUCCCCACAUGGCUAGCUUCCGCCCAUCAAGCUGGAGCUCUCGCCCUCUUGACCGGCGCGGUUGUCCUCUUCAGCAGGAUCACUCUGCCUCGACGAGCCAUACUGCGUCAGAUCAUGAAGCCGCACGCUGCUAGAACCCAGGCUACCCCACACAUCCACUCGCGUCUCGAAGCCGCAAAGGCAGCCGAGAAAGCAUUGUAG
Molecule: messenger RNA, 1509 nt
Organism: Pyrenophora tritici-repentis Pt-1C-BFP
Lineage: Eukaryota; Fungi; Ascomycota; Dothideomycetes; Pleosporales; Pleosporaceae
Product: CtaA, protein required for cytochrome oxidase assembly
Biological process (GO): heme A biosynthetic process
Cellular component (GO): mitochondrial inner membrane
Molecular function (GO): oxidoreductase activity, acting on NAD(P)H, heme protein as acceptor
Source: RefSeq, a predicted model, not a curated record